This is a messenger RNA of Schistocerca gregaria, 1952 nucleotides long. RefSeq lists its product as uncharacterized. Gene Ontology annotation, cellular component: spliceosomal complex. The transcript has a single exon. Gene Ontology annotation, molecular function: ATP binding; RNA binding; RNA helicase activity. The record is from RefSeq and is a predicted model, not a curated record. NCBI's taxonomy places the organism in Eukaryota, Metazoa, Arthropoda, Insecta, Orthoptera, Acrididae. Bases 76 to 1872 code for a protein of 598 amino acids. Gene Ontology annotation, biological process: mRNA splicing, via spliceosome.
GCCGCCGGCCGAGUGGAGAGGAGAGAGACUGGCGGAGAGGUUAGAGCAGAGAGCGGGGGCGAGAGAGAGAUAGAGAUGUGCGAGAAGGACGAGGAAGAGGGGGCGGAGGAGUGGGUGCCGUUGAAGGUGAGGAAGCAGAGGAGGAUGGAGGAGUUGAGGGACAGGUUGAAGUCGAAGGUGAAGCGACAGAGGGAGGGGGUGGAGGCUGAGAAGUUGCAGCAGUUUAGUUCGGGGCCGUUGUCGAAGAAGUCUUUGUUUGAGGAGCAUUUUACGAGGGACGCGUUGGAGAGGAAGGUGGGUGAGGAGGUGAGGAGGGCGGAGCAAGAGGAGGAGAUAUUGAGGGCGAUGACGCAGGACAUGCCGUUGCAGAGCGUGGCGGCGAGGGCGCACGGGGUGGUGUUUACGGAGAGUUUGAAGACGAGUUGGAGGCCGCCUAGGUGGAUAUUGGAGAGGUCUGGUGAGGAGGAGAGGGCGAUAAGACAGAAGAGGAGGGUGGACGUGUCGGGGGAGGAGGUGCCGCCGUUGGUGGAGAGGUUUGAGGAUUUGAAGUUGCCGGGGCCCGUGUUGAAGUUUUUGCACAGCAGGAACAUAGUGAAGCCGUCGCCGAUACAGAUGCAGGGGUUGCCGGUGAUAUUAUCUGGGAGAGACAUGAUAGGCGUGGCGCACACGGGGUCUGGGAAGACGGUGGUGUUCGUGUUGCCGAUAGUGUUGUUCGCGCUAGAGGAGCAGAUGAAGUUGCCGUUGAGGCCGGAAGAGGGUCCGUUGGGGUUGAUAAUAUGUCCGUCGAGAGAGUUGGCGCAGCAGACGUACGAUUUCGUGAACGAUUUGUGUUUGGUGUUGGCGCGCUCGGGAUACCCGCCGCUGCACCCGCUGUGCUUGAUAGGCGGCACGAGGAUGCACGAGCAAGAGCAGGCGAUUCGGUACGGGUGCCACGUGGUGGUGGCGACGCCGGGUCGCCUGAUACACUGGCUGAAGGAGAGGAAGAUGUCGCUGAUGUUUUGCAGGUACCUUUGUAUGGACGAGGCGGAUCGGCUGAUAGACGUGGGGUUCGAGGACGAGAUUCGGACGAUUAUGGAUCACUUCGUGCAGCAGAGGCAGACGGUGUUGUUUUCGGCGACGAUGCCGAAGACGAUUCAGAGGUUCGCGAUGUCGGCGCUGGUGAGGCCGGUGGAGGUCAACGUCGGGAGGGCGGGCGCGGCCAGUUUGGACGUGCUGCAGGAGGUGGAGUACGUUUUGGACGAAGCGAAGCUGACGUAUUUGCUCGAGUGUCUGCAGAAGACGCCGCCGCCGGUUUUGAUCUUUUGCGAGAACAAGAGCGACGUGGACGACAUUCACGAGUACCUGCUGUUGAAGGGCGUGGAGGCCGUGUGCAUUCACGGCGGGAAGGACCAGACCGACCGGCUGGCGUCGAUCCGCGCGUUCAAGGCCGGACAGAAGGACGUGCUCAUCGCCACGGACGUGGCGUCGAAGGGGCUGGACUUUCCCAAGAUUCAGCACGUGAUCAACUUCGACAUGCCCAAGGAGAUCGAGAACUACGUGCACCGCAUCGGGCGCACGGGGCGCGGGGGUCACACGGGCCUGGCGACCACGUUUAUCAACAAGAUGUGCAACCCCAACAUCCUCCUGGACCUCAAGCAGCUGCUGAUCGAGGCCAAGCAGCGCGUGCCGCCGUUCUUGCAGACGCUGGAGACCGACAUCGACCUCGCGCCGAUGGGCGUCGACCCGUCGUUCAAGGGCUGUUCGUACUGCGGGGGGCUCGGGCACCGCAUAACCAACUGCGCGAAGGCGGAGGUGGCCAGGAACAAGCAGCUCAACAUUGCCACGGGCGUCAACGCGAAUUCGAGGGAGUUCCGCGGGGGCGGAGAGUACUGAAGAGGAAAUAAAAAUGUGUUUUUUUUUUUUUUUAGUUUUCCUUGCAAGUCAGGUAGAAAAGUCUGUUCAUGAACGUCUGC